UAAAAGAUGUCGAGUUGACACCAAUAAAUGCUGGCAUUGGGCUGCUUAUUGGUGUAAAUUCUCCCAAAGCGCUGGAACCUUGGAGAAUCAUUAACAGUGAGGGUAAUGGACCCUAUGCUGUGCUAACUCGUCUUGGUUGGGUUGUCAAUGGGCCACUCAAUCAUGGUAGUGAGAUGGAUGGGCGUGAUGCUAGUUUUGUCCAGGUAAACCGCAUUUCUAUAAGUAGUUUGGAGGAAAUGCUGGUUAAACAGUAUAAUCAAGAUUUUGUGGAGAGCCAGUGUAAUGAACGUGCAGAAAUGUCUGUAGAAGAUAAACGGUUCAUGAGCAUAAUGUCAGAGUCAGCUGUACUUAAGGAUGGUCAUUAUUACUUGAAAUUACCCUUUCGUAAACCUGAAGUAAGAAUGCCAAACAACAAGCAGGUGGCUCAGCAGAGGGCGCAAUAUCUGCUAAGACGGUUUCAGAAAGAUCAGUUAUUCUUUGAAGAAUACAAGGAAUUCAUGCACAAUGUUAGUAUGGAGGGACAUUCAGAAAUCAUACCACAAGAGCAAUUGAAGCAUGAGGAAGGAAAGGUGUGGUAUAUACCUCAUCAUGGGGUCUACCACCCCCGCAAGAAAACACUGCGUGUUGUGUAUGAUUGUGCUUCAACAUUUGCUGGAACAUCACUGAACAAAGAGCUAUUACAAGGCCCAGAUCUGACUAGCACUUUAUUAGGUGUGCUGAUUCGCUUUCGGCAGGGUCCAAUAGCGCUUAUGACAGACAUUAAAGGGAUGUUUCAUCAGGUCAGAGUAGUUGAGGAACACGUAAACUUUUUACGUUUUCUCUGGUGGCCCAAUGGUGACGUCACAAAACAGCUGGUGGAACAUAGAAUGUUAGUCCACAUUUUUGGUGCAGUAUCCUCCCCCAGCUGUGCCACCUAUGCACUACUAAAGACUGCUGAUGACAACCAACAUCUGUACCCAGAGGAGGUUAUACGUACAAUCAGGCAUAGUUUUUAUGUAGAUGACUGUCUUAAAUCUACUCAGUCUGUUGAGCAGGCCAUCUCACUUUAUCAGCAGCUUACUGAGGUGUGUGCCAAGGGGGGAUUUAAGCUCAAUAAGUGGGUAUGUAGUGAUCGCUCUGUCCUCUGUCAGAUCCCGGAGGAAAAUAGAGCCACAGGUGUAAAGAUGCUGGACCUUAGUCGGGAUCAGCUACCCACAGAAAGAGCUCUCGGUGUGCAAUGGGAUAUUGAACAUGAUGUUUUCACAUUCAGUAUUGUGAACAAGGACAAACCACUUACAAGACGUGGUAUUCUGUCCAAUGUCAGCUCCGUUUACGACCCUUUGGGUUUCUUAGCACCAGUCAUUCUGCCUGCAAAACAAAUUCUGCAACAUCUAUGUAAACUGAGGUUUGGCUGGGAUGAGACAAUACCAGCAGAAAUGGCACAAACUUGGCAAAAAUGGGUUGAAGAUUUAGUUCUUCUUAACAAGUUUAGUAUUAGUAGGUGUGUCACACCCAAAGGAUUUGGGGAGAUAAAAAGUGCACAGCUGCAUCACUUUUGUGAUGCCAGUGAAACUGGGUAUGGUGCUGUAUCAUAUCUUAGGCUAUCUAAUAGCAAGCAGGAAGUGUGUGUUUCCUUUAUUAUUGGGAAAGCAAGGGUGGCGCCGUUAAAACAAGUCACCAUCCCACGUCUUGAGCUGGCUGCUGCAGUUUUAGCUGUGCGCUUGGACAAAAUGCUAUCAGUUGAACUCAAUCUUAAUCUGAGUGAGUCAGUCUUUUGGUCUGACAGCACAACUGUGCUACAGUACAUUGCAAACACAACCACACGGUUCAAAACGUAUGUAGCUAAUAGAGUUUCCAUCAUUCAUGCUAUGACAAAAGUUGAGCAGUGGAGGUACAUCAGUUCAAAACUGAAUCCAGCUGAUGCAGCCUCUCGAGGAAUGACAGUUGGCUCUUUCCUGAAAUCUUCCACCUGGAUCAGUGGUCCAGAAUUUCUUAGUAAACCUGUUGUUCACUGGCCUGAACGACAGAAAUGGAACAAGAUUCGUAGAAACUUUUGCAUUGGUGAUGUUGUGCUUAUUGUUGAUGGAGCUGCACCAAGAAAUUCUUGGCCCAUUGGCCGCAUCACUGAAACCAUGGCCGAUGCACACGGAGUAGUUCGCCGUGUUAGAGUUAAGACACGAACAAAUGAGCUAGAGAGGCCAAUCAACAAAAUAUGUCUCCUGGUGGAGGCCAUCUAG
Messenger RNA from Oreochromis aureus, 2216 nucleotides. RefSeq lists its product as uncharacterized. The coding region runs from base 174 to 2216 and encodes 680 amino acids. The transcript has 2 exons. The record is from RefSeq and is a predicted model, not a curated record. NCBI's taxonomy places the organism in Eukaryota, Metazoa, Chordata, Actinopteri, Cichliformes, Cichlidae.